AUGGCUACCAGUGCUGCUCUUCUUCUGGUGAGUUCCACCGUAGGUGGCAGCAGCUUUUUCCGAGUUGUCAAAGUCAGCAGGAGCAGUAGCACCGUGAACAGGGUCCUGAUCCAAAGAACUAGUCUUCCCGUAAGAAGCGGCGUUUCCAGAAGAGCUGUGCACUCCAACAUUGUCCGAUUUUCCGGCACCCUGGGCGGUGUUGUAGCCAGAACUAGCCUUCUUAUCGUAAGACGAAGGCUGCUGUUUGUAAGAGUCAGGCUUUCCGUAUCCCUCUUGAGUCUCAAGAACCUCGUUUUGCUUGAGAUGGUAGGUCUGACCAGGAGCCCCACUCAUAGCUCCAACACCAGCACCGGCCACAGCAGGACCCAAGUUCUUGGCAGAGGUAUCGUGGUACGACUGUUGUCCGUAGUUGGAGUCUUUUCCAUAAGAUUGCUGUCCGUGAGAAGCAUCUUUUCCGUAAGAUUGCUGUCCAUGAGAAGCAUCCUUACCAUAAGAUUGCUGUCCGUAGGUAGCGUCCUUACCGUAGGUAGCAUCCUUCCCAUAGGUCUGAUCCUUGGCGUAAUCUCCGUGUUUGUCCUUUGCGUAGUCGUGAGUCUUCGUGCGAUCGCCAGAUGUCUGGUCCUUUCCCUGUUGGUAGCUGGAGUCUUUCUUAGACUUGAUGUCUGCAGCUCCGUGUCUGUCCUGCGAGAUAUCCUUGACGUUUUGCUUGGUUUGCGAGACAUCUCUCUCGUCAACAACAGGGUCCACGAGCGAAGAGUACUUGACGUUUCUGUCCGUAGGAAUCACCUCAAACUCGUUACCGUCCUUGUCCACAUAAGAAUGUGCCUUUCCGGUUUGUUUCUCCAAGGUCUUUGUAGAAAUAGAGUUCUGAGCGGCAUCUUGCUCUGGGUUACCACCGCUGCUACUGAUACCAGCUCCAGUACCGGCAUUGGUAGCAGAAUCGGAGCCUGA
Messenger RNA from Ogataea philodendri, 951 nucleotides. RefSeq lists its product as uncharacterized. The transcript has a single exon. The record is from RefSeq and is a predicted model, not a curated record. The coding region runs from base 1 to 951 and encodes 316 amino acids. Lineage: Eukaryota; Fungi; Ascomycota; Pichiomycetes; Pichiales; Pichiaceae.